UAUCUCAUAUCAUCAUUUGUCAGCUAGCCCAUUGCUUUACGGCUGACGUAAAGUGGGUUCGGAAGCUGUCGUUAUUUAUUUAUAUAUUGUUUUCUACUUUAUUUGUGGUGCAGAUGGAUCGUGUUCAGUUUUAUGCGAUCAGAACCGGACAAGGAAUAUUUUAAGAUCUAUUGAGAGAUUGUGAAACUAAACAUUUACAAAGCCAACAUGACAUGUCUUAAUUUUUCUCUUUUGGUUUUGCUGUUGUAAUAAAUAUGACAGUUGUAUAAAUGUAACUAAUAUCUGAAAGUAUUGUAAGGAUAUCACAAAUACUUCGUUUUCUUUCAUUUUUAAUGACGAACAGUUUUGUAAAUAAGUGUUGUAGCUUUGUACAAUUAACUUUCUUGUCUUUUCACAUUAAUGACAAAAUGAGCUAUUAUUUUAUGAGGCAGAUAAAUUAUUGAUUUCUUUAACAACUAACGCGAUCAUAAGAAAAGUGUUUUCUGAUUUGGCAGGUAAACAAAUAAAAUGUGUAAAUUCACAAAAUGCCUGCAAGCGGGCAACAUCUCUAAUGAGCCAAACAUCAAUGAAUGAAAAACAUGGAAAACCCGUGGCUUUGUAUUGUAUAUUUUUAUUCGAAAACCCAAAAGACUUACAUACAUUUUAAUGUGUUUUAUCACAUAUUACAUUAUAGUAAAGGCGUUUUUUUAAUGGACCUUUCAACGACAAUGCUGUUUUGCACAACAAAAGCAAAUCCACCUAAUAGCCGCAAGGGGGCAAUAGUUGUCCAUAAUAGUCAAUAAACAGAAAACGAUUUAUUUGGUUUUUAUUAUUAUUAUUAUUAUUUUGCUAAAUGAAACUCCGCCGCUGGUCAUUCUUCACCUUUCCUCAAAAUGACCACUAGAACGUCCUGUGUUUAGAUCUGUCUGUAACCGAUCAAUGACAUUAUUAAAUAAGUACUAAAUAUCCCCAUCAGAGGGCGACAGAGCAGGCGAAAUGGAAGUGGAUUGACACGUAUUAAAAUAAAAAUAAAAAAAAGUCUCGUUAUUUAAAGAAGUUACACAGACUAUACACCGCCUUGUAUGAGUGUUAUAAAUCGUGCUUAUCUAAAGUCGGAAUAAAAUCUCUUUCAUUGAACGCACACAGCCAGCCCUGGGCACGCAGUUGAGUGAAGAUGGUUUCUUCUCUCUCACGUCCAAUCAGAUUCUGGCGCAGAAAUUUAAACGAUGCCGCUUGAUGUGUCAGUUGUUUCAGCACCGAAGCGACAAAAGGGAUCAUACUUCUCAUCUUCAUCUUUAAACCAACCCUUUUGUUUCAGAGAUGUGGUGAUGCAAGCAGAGGAGGUGCCAGAUGAGAUGAAGCCUCAUGAAAUACCUCCAUAGUCCAUCGUCUGAACCACGAUCUUCCCAUUAAGACCAGGAAUACACUUUUUAAAAGAAUGGCGUCUAAAAUAGAUCUGCUUUGCAAUGCUUCAGCUAAUGGAGACGUGGACAAAGUUCUGAUUUUGCUCAAAGAGGGUGUUGCCAUCAAUGGAUUAAAUAGAUACAAAAGAACUCCUUUGCAGGUGGUGAAGCUGGGGAACACGCCGCUCGUUCGGACCCUCCUGCAGAAUGGAGCGAACCCCAACAAGCGUGACCCGGUCUUGAAUCUCACGGUGACUCACGACGCAGCGCGCGAGGGAUUCGUGGAUUCUGUGCACGCGCUCAUAGAUAAUGGAGCGGACGUGAACCUUGUGGAUGACGACCUCAACCUUCCGCUGCACCUGGCCGCGAGGGAGGGGCACCUGGAGGUGGUCCGGCUUCUGCUGGGACUGACCGCAGACCCCACAGCGACCACCGGGCUGGGGUACACCGCCCUGGAGCUCGCGCUGGACUACAAACGGAGGGAGACCGCCGAAUGCAUCCAGGAGUACUUAAGCUCGCGUCCAAGCAUGACCAGCCCAGCAGGAGGGAUUGGCGCCCCAGAUGCAGUAGCUUUACCACUGCACCCUCUGCUGAUAACGAGCCUGCUAGUGAGAUGCAGGUCCAGGGCCUAACAUCCUGCAGCAGUACAGCCAGCACAUAACAGAUGUUCUCUCUCUCCUGGUUUUGAUGUUACCUUUAGGUAAAAUUCUUAAUGCAGUUUGCUUUUUCUGAUUUAAACAAAAAUCAAAGCUUUGAUUUUUAUUGUUUAAACAUAAAAUAAUGAACAAACAAGAAAAUG
Molecule: messenger RNA, 2181 nt
Organism: Nothobranchius furzeri (turquoise killifish)
Lineage: Eukaryota; Metazoa; Chordata; Actinopteri; Cyprinodontiformes; Nothobranchiidae
Gene: cdkn2c
Product: cyclin-dependent kinase inhibitor 2C (p18, inhibits CDK4)
Biological process (GO): regulation of cyclin-dependent protein serine/threonine kinase activity; regulation of G1/S transition of mitotic cell cycle; negative regulation of cell population proliferation
Cellular component (GO): cytoplasm; nucleus
Molecular function (GO): cyclin-dependent protein serine/threonine kinase inhibitor activity; protein kinase binding
Source: RefSeq, a predicted model, not a curated record